Messenger RNA from Cryptosporidium ubiquitum, 1476 nucleotides. RefSeq lists its product as uncharacterized. The record is from RefSeq and is a predicted model, not a curated record. The transcript has a single exon. Lineage: Eukaryota; Apicomplexa; Conoidasida; Eucoccidiorida; Cryptosporidiidae. The coding region runs from base 1 to 1476 and encodes 491 amino acids.
AUGCACUUACUUAGCUUAAUUUUGUCGUUCCCGUUGAUUUAUGUGAAUUGUAUAAGAAACUUCCCUGAAAUGAAUAUCAAGGAACUCAGAUCAAAUGAACUAUCACAUUUCGGCAGAGUUGAUGUCGGAAAAAUAGACAUUAUUGAAGCCAACAGUCUUUAUGAAUCAGAAGAAGUACUUAAUAAAUUAAUUUUAGCAACAAAAAGGCAGCAGGAAUUAAAAGAAAUAGAAAUAAAUAUUAAAGCAGCAAUUGCUUCCAACUUGCAUAAAUUGAAUGCAAUCAGUGAACUAUUACAAAUGUUAAUUGAAAAAACAUCGAUAGAGAUUAAUGGGGUCGUCACUGAACUUAAAAGUACCGUCAAAGAGUCUGAGAAAACAAAAAAUAUGUUCUUGGUGCAGCAGAACUACAAGGUUGUCCCAACGAAAAAGCUUCCAUUGGCAGAGUAUUCUGAAUCUGAACUGGACACUUUCUCCAAAUUUUCGUCAGGCGGUGAAUAUAAUGGCCUUGAUUGCCCCCUUAGUUGUUCUCCAAGUAGUUGUGAUAAUAAGCCAAAGGAGUCAACUCAUUGUUUUAGAGCAGAAACUCUAAAAGAUGGCACUUUUAUUUCUAACUGUGUACCAUUUAUUAAUCUUAAAACGUUAACAUGUCCAAAAGGUUUUAUUCGUUGUGCACUAUCACAGCCAAGUAGAGGAAAUUUGUAUGAAAUACUAAAAUCUACAGAAAUAGAUCCAGAAAAUACUAUUAAAACUGUUCCCAGCAACAGAAAAAGAUCGAUUGCGAUUUCGGGUAGAAAUAUGCAUCAAUGUUUAAGAUUGCUUGUUGUCUCCAAAAAAACGAGUUGUAAUAUAGAAAAUAUUUUUGCAGCGGUUGACGAGUCAAGACAAUUAAUUAUUCCAAAUGGAAAUAGCGUAUUUCCUAUUAUUAAGGGGGAUGUUGCCUUGUUUGAGAAUGUUCAAGUUAAGAAGGCAGGAAAAUUUCAGCUUUGCCUAUUGCAAUUUUACCAAGACCCUAAUAUCAGUGGGGGAGAGGGUGCUAGAAUUAUGGGCUCGGAUUCUAUUGGCGAGUUAAAUGUAUUGACUGAAGAUGGUGAAACCCAUGAAAACUUAGAAUUCAACAACAGUGAAAAAAAGCUUGAAGUAUCUGUAGAAGAUAAAGAAUCAAAUGCAGCAGAUUCAACUAUUAAAGAAGAAAAAACUUCCUUAAACAGUCAAGGGAAGGAAAGCGAAAAAAGGGUCGAUUUAUUGGAAAACGACGAUGAAAUCAAAUUGGAUGAUGAUAAAAAAAAAAACCAUUGGGGAGUAUUUUGGUACUUGUUACCGAUCAUAUUAAUUCUAUUUUUAUCAGGAACAGGAUUUAUAUAUUAUUACUAUUUAAAUAACAAAGAAUUUGUUCAUUCAAAAAUUAUGUCUUUACCAUAUUUUGGCACACUAUUUAAUACUGCGAACACCAUCACCAAUGAAAAUAAAGAGAAAUAA